Messenger RNA from Pimephales promelas (fathead minnow), 1530 nucleotides. Lineage: Eukaryota; Metazoa; Chordata; Actinopteri; Cypriniformes; Leuciscidae. The record is from RefSeq and is a predicted model, not a curated record.
CCAGCCCCUUCCUUAUCUACAACGAGGACCACAACAAAUGUGUGACAGUCGUGAGUGCUAAUGUAAAGGCUGCGCCAUGUGAAAAAUCAUCUAAGGCACAGUAUUUCAGAUGGAUUUCCUCUUCACGAAUCAUCAGCCUCUCUUUAGGUCUCUGUUUGGGGGCAGAGAAGAUCGAAAACUGGGCUCAAAUUAUCCUUCUGCCCUGCAAUGAAUUUGACCCCGGACAAACCUGGGAAUGUAAAAAUGAGACCUUGUUUGGAUUGAAGGGACAUCCACUGCACCUGAACCAUGGACAUAAAAGUAACAAAAUUCUGGUGUUGUUAAAUGGAACAGGUGAUUGGAGUCGCUGGCAGAUUUAUGGGACCAACGAAAAUUUGUGUUCUCAUGGAUAUCAAGAGAUGUCUAGUAUAGGUGGUAAUUCACUUGGGAAAACAUGCCAUUUCCCUUUUAAGUUUAAUGGCAAGUGGUACGCUGAGUGCACUGUGGAUGGCAGGACUGAUGGUCAUCUGUGGUGUUCCACAGAAAAAGUUUACCACAACGGUGGAAAGUGGGGCUUCUGCCCCACAAAAAAUGUCUCACAGCCCAACAUCACAGUGUAUGGGCAGAUGCAGGACAGAGAGCAUGUGAUAGUGAUGUGUUCAUUUGGCAGGUGGUCCAUUGAGAGCUCUUUCCAGCUGUCAGUGGAGGGUGAACACAACUACACACUGAAGUGCCCACUGUAUUAUUUAAAUGAAAAGUGUGUGUUUGAUGUGAAAGUGAGUCCACCUGUUUCCUUCACCUGUGUGCACGAGAUUAAUUCUGUGGUGAACCGUCGCAGUGAGACUUACAACUACGGCCCAUCUGAUUUUUCUGCAAUCUUGGAUCAUCGUGAGGAAGGAGUCUCUUCAUUCUAUAUUGGCUUUUUCUCCUUCAUUGUUGUUGGUCUCGUCAUCAUGACAGCUGCAGUGAUCAUAGUCACCUUUAAGAGCAAUGCUAAAGGUCCAAAGAUUACUGGGGCAGCUGAUGUCUAUAUAUGAAUGUAUAAGAAGAAAUCCGAGUUUCUGAAGAUGAAAAAAUGGACAACUAAUCAAUUCAGAUUAAUCAAAUUUUCUGCAUGCUGAACUGUAUUACUCUUUCAACAUUCAAGUAAAAUCCUUAUUUUAUAUCUAGUAUCUCGCAACAGUGAGUACACCCCUCACAUUUAAGCAAACAUUUUAGUAUAUCUUCUCAAGGGACAAUAUAGAAAUGAAACUUGGAUAUAUUUUAGAGUGGUCAAUGUACUGCUUAUAUAGCAAUAUAUUUAUACUUUCCUCUAAAAACAAAUAAAAAUACAGCCAUUAUUGACAACAACAAAAGAAAUAGCAACAAAAGUGAGAGAACACCCUAAUUGAACAUGUCAAAACUCUGUCUAAAUCUUCAACAUUUUGUGUGAGCGCCACUGUUAUCUUAGCCUGGUUCAACCAGACUCUAAAUGAAAUUGAGCGGAAGUGCGUAGGAGGGCGCAGCCAGGCUACUGUUAUCUAGCUCUGCCUUUAAGAAUAUUUAAGAAUA